AUGGGGGACCUGGCUAAGGAGAUUCGAGUAUUGGUAGACAAGUACGUUACGAGUGCCGGUGACCAGUUGCUCUGUAAGCGCUGGCAACGGCUACGAGUAGCCCAAGGACACGAAGUGGGGCGCGGAGAGCAGCAGAGCGUGCUGAACGUGUGGCCAAGUGUGGGCUUUGAACAAAUGUCGGCGACCGGCGACAUGCGUAGGCCUCAGGGUGACGCAGGGCAGGUACGGACUCGCCAAGCCGGAAGCAAGCGACAACGACGAUCCGUGAGCAGGAGCAAGCGGAGACAGAACAAGUCGGCCAGGGUCGGUCACUCCUGCGCCGUUGAACGCCAAGCUCCUGCAGGGAAAUGGUUUAUCAGCUGA
This is a messenger RNA of Phytophthora nicotianae INRA-310, 363 nucleotides long. RefSeq lists its product as hypothetical. The transcript has a single exon. The record is from RefSeq and is a predicted model, not a curated record. The coding region runs from base 1 to 363 and encodes 120 amino acids. NCBI's taxonomy places the organism in Eukaryota, Oomycota, Peronosporomycetes, Peronosporales, Peronosporaceae.